Molecule: messenger RNA, 1201 nt
Organism: Amborella trichopoda
Lineage: Eukaryota; Viridiplantae; Streptophyta; Magnoliopsida; Amborellales; Amborellaceae
Product: BRISC/BRCA1-A complex protein
Biological process (GO): positive regulation of DNA repair
Cellular component (GO): BRCA1-A complex; BRISC complex
Source: RefSeq, a predicted model, not a curated record
UAUUUCAGAGAUGACUCGUAGACCCAUAAAAACUGUGUCCAUCGUCAUAUUGGCAAUGCGCAUGGAUUAGAGGUUUUGACGGAAGGUUAUAGAAAUGGAGCAAAGCUUACUAAUGGGCUAAAGAAGUGUCAGAGAAAAGCUUACUGUGCAUAAAAACACACGAGAGAGAGAAGAAUGGAAGGUGGUUUUGUUGCAGGGGAGAGAGGAGGCGGGGGUGGGCGCUAUAGCCUGCAACCUAGGGUUUCCAUGGACGAAGAUAUUCUCUUCUGUAUCGACGUAGACCGUGAAGCCCAUUCGGAGAUGAAAGCCUCUUCCUCAAAGAGCACCCAAAACCACCAUCCCCCCAUUACCCGUCUAGACGCCAUUAAGCAAUCUCUCAUCCUCUUUAUUCACUGCAAGCUCACCAUGAACCCUAACCAUCGCUUUGCAUUUGCCGCUCUUUCCCACUCUGCAUCUUGCAUUCGAAAGGAGUUCAGUGGAGAUGUUGAUGCAGCAAUGGCUUCAAUAAGCUCACUUACAGCCGAUUCAUUGUAUAUUCGUGCUGAUCUUACACAGCUCUUUAAAAUGGCAGCCCAUGAGGCGAAGAGGAGCCGUUCCCAAUCACGAAUUCUUAGGGUGAUCUUGAUAUACUGUAGGUCAUCAGUGGUACCAGAGUUCCACUGGUCUGAAAAUCAGAAACUUUUUACAUUUGAUGCCAUGUAUCUUCAUGAGAAGCCAAGCCGUGAUAACUGCCCACAAAAGGUCUAUGAUGCUUUAGUGGAUGCAUUGGAGCGUGUGAGUGAGUACGAAGGGUACAUUGUGGAGAGUGGGGUGGGCCUUGCUCGUGUCCUCUUCCGCCACAUGUGUGUCUUGCUCUCUCACCCACAACAGCGGUGCUUGCAAGAUGACCUCGACAUCCCUAAGUCCCUCACCAAAAAGGCACCUGCCAAUGCUGAAACAACUGGGAGGGAGGAUGAAGGAAAUCCAGCAAACAAUUAGAGAGAGACCAAGGGAGAGAGGUGAGGGUUUUAAAAUGUGUCUUCCUCUUGUAUUGUCAUAGUAAGGGGGGGGGGGGGGAAGGGAGAGAGAGAGAGAGAGAGAGGAUCUGACAGAGUGUUGGCACGUUAUGCUGUUAUAUAGUCAUAUUAUGAGUUUUCUCAAGUCGAAUAUGUACAUUCUGCAAAGUAGAAGCAGCAUUAAAAAAGAGUCACUGUUUAUGUUC